Molecule: messenger RNA, 4082 nt
Organism: Xenopus tropicalis (tropical clawed frog)
Lineage: Eukaryota; Metazoa; Chordata; Amphibia; Anura; Pipidae
Gene: pcdh8l
Product: protocadherin-8-like
Exons: 4
Coding region: 210-3143 (977 amino acids)
Biological process (GO): homophilic cell-cell adhesion; cell adhesion
Cellular component (GO): postsynaptic membrane; plasma membrane; presynaptic membrane
Molecular function (GO): calcium ion binding
Source: RefSeq, a predicted model, not a curated record
GGCUCAUUUACAUAUCACUGGGAAUAUAACCUAGGGCAGAGAUGGGACCAGCAGAUACACGCUCUUGCUCCUACAGACAAGACCCACCCACUGGGACUGCUUUAAAUGAUUACACCUUUGGAAGGAGUCAGAGUUCUUUAUUCUUUCCAAUAAGCGGGGGUGUCACAGCAACUUUGUUGGAGGAACUUUACAACUAAGAGAGAGACAAGAUGUUACUUCUUUUAAAAGCUAUACCACUGCUGCUUUUGGGUCUGAUGGCUUCACAGUCACUCUGCGAAACUGUUCAAUACUUCAUAGAUGAAGAAGAACCCUCUGGCACUGUUAUUGGAGUUUUGUCACACCAUUCAAUAUUUAACACCACAGACAUUCCUGCCUACAACUUCCGUCUGAUGAAGCAGUUCAACAGUUCCCUUAUUCAUAUCCGGGACAGCGAUGGGCAGCUGAGCGUCGGUGAAAGGGUAGACCGAGAGCAGAUCUGCAGGCAGUCUCUUCAUUGUACUCUGGCUUUGGAUGUGGUCAGUUUUUCCAAAGGACAAUUCAAACUGAUAAAUGUGAAAGUAGAGGUAAGAGACAUUAAUGACCACAGACCUCACUUUCCCAAUGAUGUAAUACAUGUGGAGGUGUCUGAGAGCACCCCUGUGGGCACCAGGAUACCUAUAGAAAUUGCUGUAGAUGAAGAUGUUGGCUCCAAUGCCAUCCAGAGCUUCAAAAUCACAAACAACAGUCAUUUCAGUAUUGAAGUGCAAACCAAAGCAGAUGGGGUUAAAUAUGCAGAUUUGGUCUUAAUGAAAGAGCUUGACAGGGAAAGUCAAUCAACCUAUACAUUUGAAAUAAUGGCUAUGGAUGGGGGAGAACCAGCUCUGUCUGGCACUGCAGUGGUUAACGUGCGAGUCCUGGACUUCAAUGAUAACAGCCCUGUAUUUGAGAGAGGCACUGUCUCUGUGGACCUUAUAGAGGAUGCCCCAGUCGGAUAUCUCUUACUGGACUUAAACGCUGCCGAUGCUGAUGAAGGUGUGAAUGGAGAGGUGGUCUAUAAUUUCAGCCCUUUGGUAUCUCAAGAGGUACGUCGCCUAUUUAAAAUCAACUCCAGAACUGGUGGUGUUACCUUGGAAGACCAGGUUGACUUUGAGACCAAGCAGAUUUAUGAGUUUGAAGUCCAGGCCCAUGAUUUAGGCGCAAACCCACUUAGUGCUAGCUGCAAAGUAAUUGUGCAUGUAAUAGAUGUAAAUGAUAAUGCUCCAGUCAUCACCAUUACCCCACUUACUUCCAUAAGUGAAGAAUUUGCCUACAUUGCAGAGUCCGCUGCCAAGGAGACUAUUGUAGCUCUAAUCAGUACUACAGACAGAGACUCUGGCCCAAAUGGACAAGUUCAUUGCACUCUCCAUGGGCAUGAGCACUUUAUGCUGAAACAAGUAUAUGAGGAUAGUUUUAUGGUAGUUACCACUACUACUCUAGACAGGGAAAAGAUAGCAGAAUAUACCCUAACAAUAGUGGCUGAAGACCUAGGCUUCCCUUCACUAAGCACCAAAAAAUACUACACAGUCAAGGUGAUUGAUGAAAAUGACAAUGCUCCUGUAUUUUCGAAGCCAGAUUAUGAAGUGUCUGUUCUUGAAAAUAAUUCUCCAGGUUCUUAUAUUGCUACAGUCAUAGCCAGGGACCCAGACACUGACCAUAACGGUAAAGUAACUUACAGACUUGUGGAAGCAAAAGUAAUGGGCCAAUCACUUUCUACAUUUGUUGCUCUUGAUGCCGAUUCUGGGGUGCUGCGUGCUGUAAGGUCUCUGGACUAUGAAAGAAUAAAACAAAUAGAUUUUGAGAUAGAGGCAACAGACAAUGGAGUUCCUAAACUCUCAAAUCGUGCUCAAAUUAAACUCAAAAUAGUUGAUCAGAAUGAUAAUGCUCCUUUCAUAACAUAUCCACUGCUGAAUAAUGGGUCAGCGGAGGUCCUGCUGCCAAUCAGUGCCCCUCAGCAUUAUUUAGUUUUUCAACUCAAAGCUAUAGAUGCAGAUGAAGGGCAGAAUGCACAGCUCUCCUAUACGGUAAUGAGGGAUACACAAAGACUAUUUGCUAUUAACAGAGAAAAUGGAGAAGUAUCCUUAAGAAAACAAGUGAACCCAGACCAGAUCAAGGACCUGAGCAUUGUAGUCGGAGUUUUUGAUUCAGGAAGACCUUCCUUGUCCACCAAUGCUACAAUAAGGUUCAUCCUCACAGACUCUAUGCCUUCCAGCGUUGAGGUGGUCAUUUUGCAACCAUCGUCUGAAGAUCAACACCAGAUAGAUCUGUCCAUUAUCUUCAUUGCAGUUUUGGCUGGAGGUUGUGCAUUGCUGCUUGUGGCCAUCCUGUUUGUUGCAUGUACUUGUAAAAGGAAAAGCAAUGGAUUUAAGCAGGUACCUGAGAAACAAGGGGGAUACAGUAGUGACCAUCUACUGAAGAACCACCCUCCUGAAAUGGGAUCAUCCAACGCCUCUGUGUCUCAGUCCAAGUCAUGCCAGAUCCCAAUCAAUGCUGAAUCUGAAGACUGCAGUAUGUCCUCUAACUCAGAACAAUGUGGAGACCAGCAAACAGAUCCAAAGCACCCGGAGUCUGUCCCAUCUUAUAAGACAUCUGGUUGGCAGCAGGACAGCUGUUCAGGAAGCAUAAGUGGGAAUUCUCAUGUGGAACAGUACAGCACAAAGGACAGUGGCAAAGGAGACAGUGACUUCAAUGAUAGUGACUCAGAUACCAGUGGAGAAGGGCAGAAAAAGAGCAGUGAGCAGCCAAUACAGACUGGUACUCUAUAUACACAGGAAGUGAUGUCAUACCACCAUGUAGAUAACCAUUUUGGUCACAGAAGAAUCAGUGGUAAUCAGUGUCCCAACUACACACUGCAAAAGGGUUACACAGUGUCUUAUUCAGUAGCUCCUGCUCAUUACAAUACCUACCAUACAAGACAACCUAACCUGUUGCACCUCCCUCACCACAGAGACCCAUAUUACCAUGUCAGCCAACCUAACAGAAUGCAGUCAGAUUAUGAAAGAAAUAUAGCAGCUAGAAUUGGAACAUUAUCUCCACAAAGAUUGUCUAGAAUAAGGCACCAAGAAUCCUAUCAGAACCCACAGGUUCCUCUACAGCACUACCCCACAGAAAUAGCUACAGCCUUUUAAGAAUGAGACGUGUCUGUUAUUAAUCAAAGAAAAGGUAGAAUCAGCUUAGUAUUUAAAAAUUGACUGCCCAUAUUUAUGGCUGAUACAUAGGAUUCACACGUAUCACAUGGUGUUAUCUUAUUUGAAUCCAUGCUAGAUGCUGUUUUGUCUGUAUAAACUUAAAUUAAGACAAUGCCACUUUUAUCCUAUGUGGCUGUUAGCAUGGAGAUUGUAGAUGUCCUACUUUGUGAGUGACAAGCCUUUUUGUAGGUCUUCUAAACUUAUUUCUGUCUGACCUGAGAUAGGGCCCAUUGGACAUAAAAAUGUGUUAAAAUGAUAGAUGUAAUAUUAUUACACUGAAUAACCCUUGUUUGAUCUCUCCAAUCUGUGGCCUUCUAGCAUACCAACAACAGCGGAAUGUUGCAUGCUGGCUAUACCUAAAUUACUUUGGUUUUUUUCUUUCUCAAUUUGAGGCCCUGACUUUCCUUUUCUGACCCAGAUCCCUCUUCUUUAACUUUAUCCUGGCCUCAAGAAAAAAACAUCAAUUGGGCCACUAGCUGUGUUCAUUUCCCAAUAUGUUUUUAUUUUCUCUAUCAACAAGGCCUCAGGCUGGCUAUGCAUGGGCUGAUAAAAGCUUACUUUUUGGAAACUUAUCACUUGGGGCUGUCUCCCGAAUCAAUAUCUGCAGUAUAAUCUAAGGCCCAACAAUCUGAACUGCCUUGUUUUGCCCAGUGCACACUGGGAUAUGCUUGUUUAGGCACCUAGCCACACAAGUGGUCUUCACAUGUAUUGCCAGCUUAGGCGUAUGUACACAUACUGGGAAACAUGGAUUUUUGUUGCACUGACCAUUGUUCAUGCUGUAUAUUGUGUAUAUAAUAAGAUACUGUGCAUGUAUAUUUUGUGUCUAAAUGUUUGUAUAUAUUUUAUUUUCAAUAAAUAUUUAUAUGAAAAUAUACAAAA